Anolis sagrei ordinatus is the source of this 1393-nucleotide messenger RNA. RefSeq names its product G-protein coupled receptor 54-like. Gene Ontology annotation, molecular function: G protein-coupled peptide receptor activity. Gene Ontology annotation, biological process: neuropeptide signaling pathway. NCBI's taxonomy places the organism in Eukaryota, Metazoa, Chordata, Lepidosauria, Squamata, Anolidae. The record is from RefSeq and is a predicted model, not a curated record. Gene Ontology annotation, cellular component: plasma membrane.
CAACUUGGCCCCACGCGGGACCCGAAGUGUCGGGGCUGAGCCCUUGGGCACAGCUGUAGGGCGCAGGGGCGUGCUGCCCCCUCCCCUGCCUUUGGGCUCGACCCUCCCAAGGGUGAGUUGGGUGGUGCUCCCGUUGCCCUCUCCCCGCCACUUCCUCUCUCAGGCGCCUCGGAGCGGGCACGGAGCUCUUCCCAGCCACUUCCAAGCAUGGAGGCAGAGACCUGGUCCGGGAAGCCCACCGUGCCGUGGCCGGGCGAUGCGGGCAGUGCCAGCCCCAGCCCCGACUCCCUGCGGGUCCUGAACGGCAGCCGGGAGAAGGAGGAGGAGGAGGAGGAGACGUCUCCCCCGUUCCUGACCGACGCCUGGCUGGUGCCCGUCUUCUACGCCCUCAUCAUGCUGCUGGGGCUGGUGGGCAACGCGCUGGUCAUCUAUGUCAUCAGCAAGCACCGCCAAAUGCGGACGGCCACCAACUUCUACAUCGCAAACCUGGCUACUACUGACAUCAUAUUCUUAGUAUGCUGUGUGCCCUUUACUGCCACGCUCUACCCUCUGCCCAGCUGGGUGUUUGGGGACUUCAUGUGCAAAUUUGUCAACUAUUUGCAGCAGGUGACAGUACAGGCUACAUGCAUCACCCUUAUGGCUAUGAGUGUGGACCGCUGCUAUGCCACACUGUAUCCACUGCAAUCAUUGCGUUAUCGAACUCCACAGGUUGCCAUGGCUGUCAGUAUUGCUAUUUGGAUUGGUUCCUUCAUUCUUUCAUUACCUAUGGCUGUGUAUCAUCGCACCGAAGUUGGCUACUGGUAUGGUUUGCGGACCUACUGCAUUGAGGCCUUCACCAGCAAGAGCCAAGAGCGCUGCUUCAUUCUAUAUACUUUCCUGGCUGUUUAUCUGUUGCCCCUGCUGACAAUCUGCCUCUGCUACACCAUCAUACUCAAGCGCAUUGGGAGACCUGUGGUGGAACCUGUGGACCACGAUUACCAGCAGGUGCAACAUUUGUCCGAGCGCUCAGCUGCCAUGAGAGCCAGGAUUUCCAAGAUGGUCGUGGUGAUUGUGUUGCUGUUCACAAUUUGCUGGGGUCCUAUCCAGUUCUACUUGCUCUUUCAGGGCUUCUAUCUUCAUUUCCAGGCCAACUAUGAGACCUAUAAGAUCAAGACAUGGGCCAAUUGCAUGUCAUAUGCCAACUCUUCCCUCAACCCCAUUGUCUACGCUUUCAUGGGAGAUAGUUUCCGCAAGUCUUUCAAGAAAGCUUUUCCUUUCCUGUUUCGUCAGCGUAUUCAGGACAAUGGUGGGCAUUCAGGCUCCCACAAUGCAGAAAUGAAAUUUGUCACUGAACAGACCUAACACAUUGUAUGAUGAAGAAUUCUUGUUGGUUUGGACUGCCCAAGGAUACUAA